Lactuca sativa (garden lettuce) is the source of this 3465-nucleotide messenger RNA. RefSeq names its product phosphoenolpyruvate carboxylase 4 (gene PPC4). Gene Ontology annotation, molecular function: phosphoenolpyruvate carboxylase activity. Gene Ontology annotation, cellular component: cytosol. Gene Ontology annotation, biological process: carbon fixation; tricarboxylic acid cycle. NCBI's taxonomy places the organism in Eukaryota, Viridiplantae, Streptophyta, Magnoliopsida, Asterales, Asteraceae. The record is from RefSeq and is a predicted model, not a curated record.
CAAAUUACACAUUCUGUUCCACACAUCUCCCUCUGAUCAAUCACCCUCUCUCUCUCUCUCUCUCUCUCCGACGACGAUCCAUCUGCGUUAACGUUUUUCUAUUAGGGUAGCGGAAGAAGAUGACAGACAUAAUGGAUGAUAUAGUAGAGGAGAUUUCAUUUCAGAGCUACGAUGAUGAUCUCCGCCUUCUCUUUAGUCUCCUCAACGACGUUCUUCAACGGGAACUCGGUCCCAAUAUCAUGGAAAAAAUCGAGCAUACUCGUACUCUGUCUCAGAGUGCAUGUCUUAUAAGAGCAGCUGGGAUUGAAGGCACUGCAGAAGUGCUUGAAAAGCAAUUAGCUUCUGAGUUAUCAAAAAUGACAUUAGAGGAAGCCUUAAAGCUAGCUAGAGCCUUCAGUCAUUUCCUUAGCUUAAUGGGUAUUGCUGAAACUCAUCACAGGUCUCGUAAGGCAAAAAAUGUAGCACAGGCCUCAAAAUCUUGUGAUGAUAUUUUCAAUCAACUCAUUCAAGGUGGUUUUUCUCCAGAUGUGCUUUAUGACACUGUAUGCAAACAGGCAGUUGAGAUAGUUCUCACUGCACAUCCCACACAGAUCAACAGACGUACUCUUCAAUACAAACACAUUCGAAUUUCUCAUCUAUUAGAAUUUAAUGACCGCAAGGAUCUUACACAAGAAGAUCAAGAUACUCUAAUAGAAGAUCUGGUGAGAGAGAUAACUUCUAUAUGGCAAACAGAUGAACUUAGACGCCACAAGCCUACACCAGUGGAUGAGGCUAGAGCUGGAUUAAACUAUGUUGAGCAGUCUCUUUGGAAAGCCAUACCUCAUUACUUAAGGCGUCUCAGCAAUGCUCUAAAGAAGCACACUGGGAGGCCACUUCCUUUAACAUGCACACCAAUAAAAUUCGGAUCAUGGAUGGGUGGUGAUCGAGAUGGAAACCCGAAUGUCACUGCAAAGGUAACAAGAGAUGUAUCCCUUUUAUCAAGGUGGAUGGCUAUUGAUCUUUACAUACGGGAAGUUGAUAACCUCAGAUUUGAACUUUCCAUGAAUCAAUGUAGCGAUGUCCUUGCAAGAUGGGCACAUGAAAUCGUAACCAAAGAAAAUUCUGAAGAGGAUCGAUACAUGAGUUGGAACCAAACACCAAAGAAUCAAACCCAUAAUGUCCAUGGCCUGCCUACACAGCUUCCUGCUCAAGCUGAUGUACCCUCUUGUACAGAAUGCAACAAAGAUCAGUCUCAUUAUCCUCAACUUGAUGUUCCUGGAUCAGAGUAUAAACCACUAAAAAACCAGGAUGAAGAGGCUGCUACUUCGCCAAACAAAAAUGAUGAGAAACUGAAUACAAAUGGGAACCAUUCGAAUGCAGCAGCCAGUAAUGGUCAUCAAACUCCCACAGCAAAAUCUGGAACUUUAAGCCCCAAUCAGAGAAAGCUUUUUGCUGAAUCACAAGUUGGAAGAGGAAGCUUCCGGAAGCUUCUAGAGCCAAGCACGCUUCAAAAGACUGGGAUUUCUCCUUACAGAAUUGUUCUUGGGGAGGUAAAAGAAAAGCUUAUGAACACUCGUAGACGGUUAGAACAGCUUCUAGAAGGUCUACCUUACGACCAGGAUCCUACUGAUUAUUUUGACACACCAGAUCAGCUCUUGCAACCCCUCAUGAUCUGCUAUGAUUCCUUGCAAUCCUGUGGGUCGGGAAUUCUAGCUGAUGGACGGCUUGCUGAUCUAAUACGAAGAGUUUCUGUUUUUGGGAUGGUACUCAUGAAGCUUGACCUUCGUCAGGAAUCUGGUAGACACUCAGAGACUCUUGAUGCAAUUACAAAAUAUCUCGAUAUGGGCACAUACAGUGAAUGGGACGAAAAUAAGAGAAUAGAGUUUCUUACAAAAGAGCUAAAGGGAAAAAGGCCUCUCGUUCCACCAACUAUACAGGUAUCUUCCGAAGUCAAAGAAGUCCUCGAAACCUUCCGUGUUUCCGCUGAGUUGGGUAGCGAUUCCCUGGGGGCGUAUGUCAUUUCCAUGGCCUCCAAUGCAAGUGACGUUCUUGCAGUCGAGCUACUACAAAAAGACGCUCGUCUUGCUGUUGCGGGGGAACAAGGAAGACCAUGCGUUGGUGGAAUAUUACGGGUGGUCCCCCUGUUUGAAACUGUAAAGGAUCUUCGAGCUGCCGGUUCAGUAAUCCGAAAACUUUUAUCAAUCGAUUGGUACAAAAACCACAUCUUAGAAAACCACAACGGACACCAAGAAGUAAUGGUCGGAUACUCCGACUCAGGUAAAGACGCCGGCCGUUUUGCGGCAGCAUGGGAACUCUACAAAGCACAAGAAGACGUCGUUGCCGCAUGCAAAGAAUACGGUAUCAAAGUCACUCUUUUCCACGGUCGUGGAGGUAGUAUCGGCCGUGGCGGCGGUCCAACGCAUCUUGCCAUCCAAUCCCAACCGCCCGGUUCCGUCAUGGGCACUCUCCGGUCAACCGAACAGGGCGAAAUGGUCCAAGCAAAAUUCGGACUCCCCGGGAUGGCUGUCCGACAACUCGAGAUUUACACAACCGCAGUCCUUCUGGCGACCCUCUGUCCCCCAAAACCACCACGCGACGACAACUGGCGGAAUCUAAUGGACGAAAUUUCAAAUCUCAGUCGCCAAAGUUACCGCAGCACUGUUUAUGACAACCCUGAGUUUAUAGCAUAUUUCCAAGAAGCCACUCCGCAGGCCGAACUCGGACACCUAAACAUCGGUUCCCGUCCAACCAGGAGAAAAUCAUCAGUCGGAAUCGGCGACCUACGCGCCAUCCCAUGGAUAUUCGCGUGGACGCAAACACGAUUUGUACUUCCGGCUUGGCUAGGUGUGGGAGCUGGGUUGAAAGGUGUUUGUGAAAAGGGACACGUGGAUGAACUACAAGCGGCAUACAGAGAAUGGCCUUUUUUUCAAUCUACAAUUGACUUGAUUGAAAUGGUGUUGGGUAAAGCGGAUAUUCCGAUUGUGAAACAUUAUGAUGAGGUGUUGGUGGCGGAGAGUAGGAGGGGGCUUGGUGAUGAGUUGAGAAGGGAGCUUAUGUCGACGGAGAAGUAUGUGUUGAUGGUGACUGGACAUGAGAAGUUGUCGGAGAAUAAUAAGAGUUUGAGGAAGUUGAUUGAGAGUCGGCUUCCGUAUUUGAAUCCGCUUAAUAUGUUGCAGGUUGAGAUUUUGAAGAGGUUGAGAAGUGAUACGGAGAAUCAUAAACUUAGAGAUGCGUUGCUUAUUACUAUUAACGGCAUCGCAGCUGGGAUGAGGAACACCGGUUAAUUACCUUACCUUUUAUGUUACCGUUUGACAGCGGUUUUCGGUAUUACUAUUUGAGACAAAGUUAAUAAUAGUUAGUUGAUCCUCGUUUUUAGGGCAAUGAGAGUGCUUGUAUGAUACCAAGCUUUAAGAUUUUGGUCAUUUGCUGGACUAAUUUUCUUUUCCUUGCUAUAAUUUCAAGUAUGCCUUUAGAAUUUACACAUCA